AUGGACACUAUACAACUACCAUUGGAUUAUCCCGAGCUAUUUGCAGAUGGUCUGAAGAAACGAUCAGGUAUGCACUUCUUCGCAAGUCUUGUCCUCAUAUGUGGUUACGACGGAACCACUGCAGGAAUAUUAUUAUAUGGUCCUCCAGGCACUGGGAAGACCCUCAUUGCGAAAGCCGUGGCUACCUCAUUCUCUCUGAACUUUUUCUCGGUCAAAGGUCCGGAACUUCUGAACAUGUACAUCGGAGAAUCCGAAGCAAACGUACGACGAGUCUUUCAACGAGCUAGAGACGCCAAGCCUUGCGUUGUAUUUUUCGACGAACUGGAUUCUAUUGCUCCCAAACGUGGAAAUCAAGGAGAUUCUGGAGGUGUCAUGGAUCGUAUUGUGAGUCAGCUUCUUGCUGAACUAGACGGCGCAUCUGGUGGUAGUGGAAGUGCCGACGUAUUCGUCAUUGGUGCGACUAACCGACCAGAUUUACUUGACCCUGCCCUCCUGAGACCUGGAAGGUUCGACAGGAUGUUGUAUUUGGGUGUUAGCCAAACUCAUGAAGCUCAAGUGAAUAUCAUGGAAGCGUUAACACGAAAGUUCCGCCUGCAUCCAGACUUGAAUCUGAAGAUCGUCGCCGAACAAUGUUCAUUCAAUUACACCGGGGCUGAUUUCUACGCGCUCUGCUCCGAUUCGUUACUCAAUGCAAUGUCACGAAAAGCGGAAGAAUUGGAGGAGAAGAUAGCUGAAUUGAACAAGCUACCGCCCCCUUAUCGUCAUCCUCAUCCACUAAGUCCUCAGUACUACCUCGCAGAGAUGGCAUCUGAAGAUGAGAUUCAGGUCUUGGUUACGCAGAACGAUUUUGACCGGGCAGUCCACAAUCUCAUCCCAAGCGUAAGUCAAGCAGAGAUGGAUCAUUAUCGAACAAUACAGAGUCGCUUUUCUAAGAACCAAUCAGGCGUGCAGGAUAACUAG
Molecule: messenger RNA, 960 nt
Organism: Marasmius oreades (fairy-ring Marasmius)
Lineage: Eukaryota; Fungi; Basidiomycota; Agaricomycetes; Agaricales; Marasmiaceae
Gene: PEX6
Product: peroxisomal assembly protein
Exons: 3
Coding region: 1-960 (319 amino acids)
Biological process (GO): protein import into peroxisome matrix
Cellular component (GO): peroxisomal membrane; cytosol
Molecular function (GO): ATP hydrolysis activity; ATP binding
Source: RefSeq, a predicted model, not a curated record